UUUCAGACUCUCAGACUCACUAUGGUGCUGGGUACCAGGACAACACAUCUUUGAAGAAACAAGCUUACAGGUAAAUGAAUGUACGAUGAGAGCUAGGAACAUGCGAUUCUGAAAAAGAAGAAUUUUGAAGAGGGACUAUUCCUAACAGGGACAAGUUUCUUCCUGAAGGAUCUGUGUUUGUUGACAAAGUUUUACUGGAACACAGCCACGCUCACUCGUUUACAUAUCGUCUGUGGCCAGCAGAGCGGAGCCCUGGUGACAGCACACGCGGCCCCCCAAGUCCACGCUAUUUCCUGCCGGGGUGCUACAGCGAGGAUCGCUCCCCCAGCCAGCAUGGCCCAGGUCUUCGUCUACGGCACCCUGAAGAGAGGCCAGCCCAACCACAGCGUCCUGCUGGACGGCGAGCACGGCCAGGCGGCCUUCCUGGGCCUCGCGCGCACGCUGGAGCGCUACCCGCUGGUCAUCGCCGGUGAAUACAACGUCCCGCGGCUGCUGAACCUGCCAGGCACGGGGCACUACGUGCAGGGCGAGCUGUACACCGUGGACGAGCGGAUGCUACGCUUCCUGGAUGCCUUCGAGGGCUGCCCCGACGAGUACCAGCGCACGCUGCUGAGCGUGCAGGUGCUGCAGGGCGACGGCGGCCCCCAGGAGGCCGUGGUGCAGUGCUUCGUGUACAGCACGGCCACCUACCCGCCCGAGUGGGCCCAGCUCCCGUGCCUCGACUGCUACGACUCCCAGGGCCCGCACGGGCUGCGCUACCACCCCGGGGAGAGCCGCCGAUGAAGCCAGCGCAGCCCGUGGCCAAGGCCCCUCGGCUGUGUGCACUCGGCGGGCGCCAACGCAGGACAGUGGCCUCCCAGCAAGUCCUCAUGAGCCUCAACAUGUGGAAAAAGAGCCAAUCGCUCUCUCUGUGGCAGCUGGUUUCACAAAUAAUUUUCCUAUGCUGAUAAUGAGAUUGUCCCGUCAAGCCGUUCUGUCCCAUGCUACUCUAUUGCUUGCUGUUUCGAGAGCAUCAUGGGCUUGAAUGUAUUGGAUGAGAAAAAUUUAGGAUUUUAAUUCUCCUAAUGGCAUUUAGAGAACUCAUGUUAUCAUGCUUUUUCUUUCUUAUUCUUUUCCUUUCGUUUUGCUUUAAUCUGAAGAUAACAUUUAAAAUGAAUAUAAAGACUUCGUGUUGUAGCCAGAUUUCAGCAGCCCUACUGUGUUGAUUC
This is a messenger RNA of Galeopterus variegatus (Sunda flying lemur), 1208 nucleotides long. RefSeq names its product gamma-glutamylamine cyclotransferase (gene GGACT). Lineage: Eukaryota; Metazoa; Chordata; Mammalia; Dermoptera; Cynocephalidae. The coding region runs from base 334 to 783 and encodes 149 amino acids. The transcript has 4 exons. The record is from RefSeq and is a predicted model, not a curated record. Gene Ontology annotation, molecular function: gamma-glutamylaminecyclotransferase activity.